Messenger RNA from Drosophila eugracilis, 788 nucleotides. RefSeq lists its product as uncharacterized. NCBI's taxonomy places the organism in Eukaryota, Metazoa, Arthropoda, Insecta, Diptera, Drosophilidae. The record is from RefSeq and is a predicted model, not a curated record. The coding region runs from base 27 to 614 and encodes 195 amino acids. The transcript has 2 exons.
UAGCGGCAUUCAAGAUCAACGGCCAAAUGGAAGCACAACACCGAUUCGGGAGACCGGAGACCAACUGUCGCCUUUACUCGGUACUAACCAUAUUUUUGAUUACAUUUUGUUUGGGUUAUUCGGAGACUGUGACUAGUAAGGGAUUCGAUUGGAUGACCCCGGAACCCGAUCAAACCCUUGAUGAGUGCCAUGACGAGUUUACAAUUGCCUGUGCCAAUGCCUCAGCAGUCUUCGCCGAAUCCUAUGAUCAUUGCGAACUUAAUGCCAAUGAGACUAUCGUCAAUCUGGAGGUGGACGUGGAACUGGAGAGACUCCAGAUCGAGUUGGGCUCCAGCGAAGUGUGCGGAAAUUUGCAACUUUGUGACACUUUAGUGGACGAUCUGGAGUACUUCAAGUGCAUUAAUGAGAAGGGAACCCGCAAUCUGGACAUUUUGACAGAAAUAACUUACAAUUCCACAAGUGCCUAUACACGUCUGCAUGAGGAUUAUGAUGAAGUGCACCGGACUUUUCUGCUCUGCAGUCUGAAUGCCCAGACAAAGUAUAUGGAGGACAUAAGGCAGGCCCACAGGGAGCUCACUCAGUGUCGAUCGGAAAUUGAUGAGCUUAGCGUGUAAAUAUUGCUUAUCUUUUACUAUAUAAACAAGAUGAUUAAGGGUGAAUAAACACCAAAGGCAACUAACUCAUGAUAAUUUACUACCAAAUGAUAUGAAUUUCGUAUAAGAAUACUAUUGUUAAGAUUAGAUAACUUAAGGAAGGAAAAGAUUCCUUUAAUAAAUAUUUAAAUCAAA